Molecule: messenger RNA, 2509 nt
Organism: Thamnophis sirtalis
Lineage: Eukaryota; Metazoa; Chordata; Lepidosauria; Squamata; Natricidae
Source: RefSeq, a predicted model, not a curated record
AAUAAGCUGCAGCAGCUGCGCCUGCAGGAGCUCCAACGCAACCAGCGGCUUCCACAGGUGGUGGAAGCCAAGGUGGAAGAGGAAGAGGAGGAGGAAGGGGAAGGGGAGGAGGAAGGCAACAGGGACUCCUCGGAAGCCAGUUCCCCUCCCACCCUCCGGAAAAGCACCAGCAGCUUGGACUCCCAGCAGUGCCUCUCCGACGGGUCCACCGACACCAUCUCGGUGAUCGCGGCCGAAACCGGCGAGGAAUUCCAUUCGCCUUCCUUUGACGGCAGCCAGAUCCUCCUCCCGCUGGAGGAAUUGAGCACCGGCCCCCUCCCCAAUCCCGUCACGCCCUCCUCAGAGAUGGAAGACCCUCUCCCCGACACCCCCGGAGCCUUGUCGAAACCGGAACCCAGCCCCUGCAGCUGCUCGUCCUUCGACAGCGCCUACGGGACCCUCUCGCUCGGCUCGCUACACGAACUCGGGGAGCCGUCGCUGCCACAGGGGGAUACGGCGGCUGAGGAGGAGGAGGAAGAGGAGGAUGUCGCCAAGACGGGUUCCCCCAAGCUGCGUCGGCGGACGCCCGUCCAGCUCCUGCCCACCAAGACCAAGGUGCUGAAGUCCAAAUCCGAAGCCAACCUUGCGCAGGUGUUAUCGCCCUCGUUAUUCCUCGUCCAGAGUCAAAGUUUGUCCGAACUUUCUCCGCCGGUCAUGCUGUCCGGGAGUCCCUCCGUGCAGGAGCCCCAAGGCCAGAUCCUCUGCAGGGUCUUUAGCAGCAGCAGCAAUAACAGCAGCACUUCCGAACUCUCCGAAGCCGAGGAGACGUCAUCGGCGGGAAUCUGCGUCUCUCCGGGGUUGGCGGUCGCCGUCUCGAGCGGACCGCCGUCACCAUGCUGGCCGGACGAGGAGAAUCCGAGCGAGGAGCUGUCGGAGGAGCAGCAGGCAUUUUCCGACCCGUCGGCAAUUCAGCACCGGAAGUUGACUUUGGGCCAGCUGUACCGCCUCCACACCACGUUGCUGCUCAACUCCACGCUUACGGCCUCGGAGGUAUGAGAAGCGCCGGAAGAAGAGAACCGAAUGCAGGACAGAGGUCCGGUUCUGCGGUUGCACCCAUCCCCCGCGGGCAUCAAGACCACCCCGCCGCCCCAAGGGGGGUGGGCAGAAGGACAGAGCACAGCACCCCAAACGGGGACCACUUUUCUGCACGGGCGUGAUCCCAAUCGAUGUGUUUGCGGCCGCUGUGCACCCUUGGCCCGAGGACAGGACCGACAAAGAAAAAGUGGGGGGGCAGGAGGGUAGGGCCCCCCAGAGUGCCCCCCCCAGCAACAACUUCCCAGGAACUUCAAAUUUGAACCCCACGUUUUCCCUUUUGCACUGUUUCAAUUCCUCCUGGUUCAAUUCUCCUCUCUGGACACAAAGGAUGGAGAAGGAUAAUUCAAGUGGAACUCCGUGCGAUGCUUUGUCCGUUGUUUUUCUCCCUCGGCUCUUCCUCCCUCUAAAUACGGCUCCCUCGUUACCCCAAAUCUCCCCAUAUCAAGAAUUGAGCCUUGUUACUCCCCUUUGGACGUGCGCCUCGCUGGCCAUGGUCACCCCUCCCCAAAUCCACUUUCCAGGCCACCUAAAAUUUGCUCGUCCGUGCCACGCGCAGUGCUCAAUCCUCAGAGCAACAAGAAGGGACUUUCCAGCCUCGAUUAUCCUGCCUGGACAAUAGGUAUGACACACACACACACCCUAAUCCUGUUCCCGUAGCGGUACGGGGUCUCCCCAUCGAGCAGGAGAAAAAUAAAGACUCCACGUCAACAAAAUAAACAAGUGUUGUUGUACAGAACAACGUAGAGGUCAUCUAAUCCGACCCCGGCAUCCUGAGAGUGGGAGGGAAGGGGUUUGAGCCGAGGUUGGCUGUUUUUCGGGAAAGAAAGGAGAAAGAACCGGAAGGUCGGAGAAGGGAAACGAGAAAGAUAACCAAAGUGAUCCGAGGAACGAGAAAGCAAGACGGUGGCGGGAAGGAUGAAGGUUUUGCAAGCUGGGCGUAUUGGAAGAAGGAAAAACGGAACAGCGGCCUGUUUGAGUUAACGACAAAAUCGACAUUGAGGUCAUCUUUGGGGACGUCCGUGCCCCCCUUGGGGACCUUCCAGUUUUGGGGUGAUAAUUGUCCCGGUUUUCAUUCUAUGGCUGACGUCUUCCGUGGACGAAAAACUAAAUUGGGGCCCCGCUCGGACACUGGACCAAAGCCCACCCACAAAUAUAUCGGCCGCUCGACAUAACUCUGAAACGAUGCAUUUUGUCCCCUAGCAACCCCCCCCCUUUUUUUAAAAAUCAGGGUGUGUUGCGUUUUGCGUUGGCUUAUAACGCUUAUUUAUUGCGCUUGUAUUCUCGCGGGCCCGCCCCCCACCAACCCCCCCGUUUCUCAAUGGGGCAGGAGAAGGGGUGGUGUAACUAGUUCAGUUUCUUUCCGACCAUGGCGUGCCAUGGCAUUUGUGGCUGCCCUCCCCAUGGAGGCUGUGGGGAGGGGUCUUGAUUUUGCAAC